Messenger RNA from Haliotis rubra (blacklip abalone), 1008 nucleotides. Its product is annotated as glutamate receptor U1-like. The record is from RefSeq and is a predicted model, not a curated record. Gene Ontology annotation, cellular component: membrane. The transcript has 3 exons. Gene Ontology annotation, molecular function: ligand-gated monoatomic ion channel activity. Lineage: Eukaryota; Metazoa; Mollusca; Gastropoda; Lepetellida; Haliotidae. Bases 105 to 851 code for a protein of 248 amino acids.
UGUAGGACAGGUUUCCUUUUAAGAUACCCAUGCCUUCGCUAUACUUUUGAGAAAAUAUAGAGAUUCUGCAGAAACUUUGCUCUUUUGACUGAAGAUCAUUGUGAAUGAAAGUUUUAUGUUUUGUUUCAGGUCCAUACGUAAAUCAGAUGCGAGCAUCCAGUAACAUCCUUUUCAGUUUUAUCUGUGUGUUCGGCAUGCUAUCAAGCGCUAUCUACAGCAGCAAUAUGAUAGCUUUCUUCACAGUUUCAAAGGAAGUGUUACCUUUCACAACCUUCGAGGAAAUGGUAACACAAGACACUUACAAGUGGGGUACACUCGGUGGUUCUCUGUGGAGCGACUCCUUUGAGAUUUCCAAAGCCCCGAUUCAUAAACAGUUUUGGCAAGGUGUCGUGAGCCUCAAUAAAAGUGACCCCGAUGUGCUCCAUGCAUCCGAGCUGGUACAUAAGAAGAAAGUGAUGGAGGGAAAAUAUGUCUUUGUUGUUGAAUCGGACAUCCUUGAGACAUGGGUACAAGACGACUGUUCACUGAAACUGAUUCCAGGAGUAGCUUUCCCCAUGCGAUAUUCCCUUGGUUUACCUCUAAAUUCACCAUAUGAAAGGAUUGUUUCGGAUUGGUUAUUGUUAUUUUCUGAACGAGGCCUGUAUGAUGUCUGGAGAAGAAAAUGGAUGCCGAAAAAUAAUUCGUGCUCAAUGCAGCACACGAUGAACGGCAAAACUGUCACAGUCACAGACUUGCAAAGUGCAUUCUAUAUCCUUGGAAUCGGAAGUUUUAUUGCCACUGUAUCACUGAUGUUCGAAACUGGCUUUGGCAAGCGACAACGUUCACAACAAGAACAUAAGAGUAAAGGUUAACAAUCACCGUCUUUGAAGAAACAAGCGGUGUCUGUUGAGACUCUACUGCAUGCUGGUCGUAUUAUAAAUGAAAAGGUUCUGACUUCGCCAGCUUCAGGGUGUUACGUGGAGACGGGAUUACAUGGCAAUGCUUUUGCAAGAGAAACUUCAGACUCAG